Molecule: messenger RNA, 1543 nt
Organism: Morus notabilis
Lineage: Eukaryota; Viridiplantae; Streptophyta; Magnoliopsida; Rosales; Moraceae
Product: ethylene-responsive transcription factor ERF061
Exons: 1
Coding region: 220-1182 (320 amino acids)
Biological process (GO): regulation of DNA-templated transcription
Molecular function (GO): DNA-binding transcription factor activity; DNA binding
Source: RefSeq, a predicted model, not a curated record
AAAAAUCUCUCUCUCUCUAGACCAAGAAUAAGAUUUCAUCUUCUCUCUCUCUCAAGAAACCCCAUAGCUUUUCUUCUAAUUCUUUCAUAGUCUACCUCUUCUUCAAGUUCCAAUCAGGAAAAAAGGGUCAAUUUUUUUAAGAACCCAGUUCCUGAAUUUCUCUCUUUUGUUCAUUUUCCGUGUCUUCUCAAACUCUUACAAGAGAAACUGGCCAUAGCCAUGGAUAGAAUCCAUGACACCCACUUUCCUUUACAAUUCAGCAAAGGUCUCGAUAUCAGAUCUUCGCUUUCAAAUCUCAUACUAACCGGAGGAACGACCACCACCUUGGACUCAAUUUUCUCCCAUUGCGUUCCCUCAUGUUCAACAACCACCAAAAACGACAACAACAAUCCUGUUUUGGAGCCAUUAGGCUCAUCAGUUUACCUCCAGCAAAGAGAUCUUCUCCAAAAGUUCAGCUCCGAGAACAUGACAACCUAUGACUUCUCACGGUUUUCCAUGACCAACCCAGUUCAGGACUCUGUCUCUGUGUCCACAACAGCAAGAAGUAUGGCUUUCUCGGCUUCUGUUCCGUACAGGAAGAAGCUCUACAGGGGAGUGAGGCAGAGGCAUUGGGGAAAAUGGGUUGCCGAGAUUAGGCUUCCUCAGAACAGAAUGAGAGUCUGGCUUGGAACAUACGACACCGCGGAAGCCGCGGCUUAUGCAUACGACAGGGCGGCCUAUAAGCUCCGAGGGGAGUAUGCCCGCUUGAACUUUCCGAAUUUGAAAGAUCCGAGUGUCUUGGGGUUCGGGGAUUGGACCAAGUUGAAUGCUCUCAAGAGCUCAGUGGAUGCGAAGAUUCAAGCCAUCUGCCAGAAGGUUAAGAGGAACAAAGCCAAGAAGAAUGCCAAGAAGAGUGAGGCUGUUGGAGAUGGAAAAGGCAGUGGUGGUUGUAAGGCUGAGAAUGUUGUUAAUUCGUCGUCGACUUCGUCGUCGUCCGCGUUUUCUCCCCUGGUUUUGGGGCCGGAAAUGGUGUCGCCGACGGUUUCCGAAGACGGGUUUUGGAGGUCUGAGAAUUCUCCGUGCUCUGUUUCCAAUGAGUGUCCCAUGGCUGCUGUUGCAGAGGACUCUGGAUUUGAAGGAUCUUCGCUUGCUCGGAUCCCGUCUUUCGAUCCUGAUUUGAUUUGGGAGGUUCUUGCUAAUUGAGAACAGCAAUGAGAGCAAAUUCUUCAAAAUUUUUAGUGAAAUUCAUUCUCAGUUUUCUUCUUUUUUUUUUUUUGUUGUUGUUGUUGUCGGUUUGCUGUUGGGUGUUGUCUCGCUUUUUGUUAGUUUGGAGCUGUAUUAAGUGUAAAGGGUAGGCUUUUGAGAUGUUAGAGUUCAUGCUAUUUUGGAGUUUCUUAGAAGGGAUUUGUUGUAAGGUUAUUUUGUGCCUCUGUUUUUGUAUGAAGGCAUUAAGAAUGUUCUUGGUGACAAUUGCUAAUCAUAUGAAAAUUUCUGAGGGGGCCUUUAGGUGUUAAUAAUUGUUCUUUCAUGUUUAAGCAAUUUAAUAAGUUCUAGCCAAAAAAAA